AAAGGGCGCUGUUACAAUAGGUUUACUGUUACUCUGACUGAGAGCCGGGACACAAUAAGAGCGAAUGUUUUGGCCUGAUGAUCUCCCAUUCCUCUCCAUUUUUCACUUGAUGACAAGGAAGAAAGACUGAGACGGGACAGCAUGUUAUCAGAGGACGGCUCUGAAGUAACCUCACGGACUAAUGGGGCUUCUACUGCUGAGCCUGAUUCUCCGGUACUGGAUCAACACCGUGGAGGGAUCAUGUUCAGCUGGCAGCGCUGUGACUUGUGACCAGUGUGUGCAGCUCAGUCCUGACUGUGCCUGGUGCAGGCAGGAGAAUUUCACAGACUGGUUUUCAGUCACAGAAAGAUGUGACACACUGGAUAUCUUACUAGAAAAGGGAUGUGCCAGGGGCCAACUGGAGUUCCCCAUUUCCAAAGGCCAAAUCCUCCAGGAUCAGCUGCUCGGGAAGAAGACGCUUCAUUCCAACAGCACUCAGAUCUCCCCUCAGAAGAUGGCCCUCAAGCUGCGACCUGGCAGCCAGGUGACUUUCCAGGUUCAGGUUCAGCACACAGAGGACUAUCCUGUGGACAUCUACUACCUGAUGGACCUGUCGGCGUCCAUGUUCGAUGACCUGGAGAUGAUCAAAGACUUGGGCUCCACUCUGUCUAAAGAGAUGGCCAACCUCACCAGCAAGUUCCGAAUGGGCUUCGGCUCCUUCGUGGAGAAGCCGGUCCUGCCGUUCAUCAAGAUCACAGAAGAAGAGCUGGCCAAUCCCUGCAGGGAGGUUGGCUUCACCUGCCUGCCAACAUUUGGCUAUAAACACGUCUUGUCUCUGACAAGCAACACUGACAAGUUCAACGAGAUAAUCACCAUGCAGCAUGUAUCUGCAAAUGUGGACGUGCCGGAGUGCGGCUUCGACGCUGUCAUGCAAGCAGCAGUUUGUGGGGAGAAGAUAGGCUGGAGGAAUGACUCCAUGCGCUUGCUGGUGUUUGUCAGUGAUGCUGACUCACACUUUGGGAUGGACAGCAAAAUGGCGGGAAUUGUGAUUCCCAAUGACGGACAGUGUCACCUGGACGCCAACAAUGAAUACUCCAUGUCCACAUUGCAGGAGUAUCCGACUCUCGGGCAGCUGGUUGAUAAGGUGGUGGAGAACAACAUCUUGCUGAUAUUUGCUGUCACAGAAGAGCAGGAGCGCAACUACAGGAACUAUGCAAAUCUCAUACCUGGCGCCACAGUCGGAGUCCUGGCGACAGAUUCGCAGAACAUCCUGGAGCUGAUUGUAACAGCAUACAAAGAACUGCGUUCAGAGAUUGAACUCGAGGUCCUUGGAGACACAGAGAAGCUGCAGAUGUCCUUCACAACCAUCUGCCCAAAUGGGACCGUCCUGCCUGAUCUGAAACGCUGCUCCAACAUCAAACCGGGAGAGACGGUCGUGUUCAACGUGUCUGUGGAGCUUCCAGGAUGCCUGGCAGGAGUCCGGCACUUCUCCCUCAAACCGGUGGGCUUACAGGACAGCUUGGAGGUGGAGCUGGAGUCUCUUUGCUCCUGCGACUGCCAGCAGCCUCCUGAAGCCAACAGCAGCCAGUGCGCCGAGAGCCAGGGGGCUUUCCAGUGCGGCGUGUGCGUCUGUCAGCCGGGCUUCCUGGGAGCUCAGUGCGAAUGUAAUGAGGAGAGCGCUUUGUUGAGCAACUGCCGGGCCAACAAUGAGUCCGAGCUAUGCAACGGUCAGGGGGAGUGCUACUGUGGACAGUGCGUGUGUCAUGCAUCCAGCUUUGGCCGCAUCUAUGGAUCAUACUGCGAGUGUGACAAUUACUCCUGUGUUCGCUUCCGUGGGGAGCUCUGCGGAGGUCACGGAGUGUGCGACUGCGGGGAGUGUCGCUGUGAAAGCGGCUGGACGGGGGAGUACUGUAACUGCAGCAGCAGCACCGAGGCCUGCACGUCGGAGGAUGGCGUCCUCUGCAGCGGCCGGGGGAAAUGUGAAUGUGGCCGCUGUGUCUGCUCUGUAGCCGGAGCAUCUGGGGACAAGUGUGAGAAGUGUCCGACGUGUGGAGACGCCUGUAGCUCUGCAAGGGCCUGUGUAGAAUGCCACCUUCAAGAUAAGGACGACGCUGAGUUGUGCGAUCAGAGGUGCAGCGCUCCUAAAAUUUCCAUCAACACAACAGCAGAUUAUGACAAGGGCCCUUCUACACCGUGCACGCUCAUGAUGGAAAAUGAGUGCUGGGUGUCAUUUCAUGUGCUACAAGACGAGACGGGGACCUCCGCCUACAACCCGCAGAUUUAUGGAUGCCCGGAGCCUCCCAACAUCCCCAUGAUCAUUCUGGGGGUCUCGCUUUCCGUCGUGUGCAUCGGCAUCAUCCUGCUGGCUGUGUGGAAAGUGCUGGUGUCGGUCCACGAUCGGAAAGAGGUGGCCAAGUUUGAGGCUGAGAGGGCAAAGGCGAAAUGGCAGUCGGGGACCAACCCUCUGUUCAGAAGCUCCACAUCCACAUUUAAAAAUGUAACUUAUAAGAACACGGAGAGAGAAAAGAUAAUUACAAUGGAUCACUACUGAUGAUAAACUGGAUGUCAAUGCAAACCAGCAUCUGAGUGCACUUAAGUGUGUGUGUGCGUGAGACUGAGAGAGAAAAUUUUAUACUAAAUUAGAUUUUGUAUGAGUCUCUGUGUUGAUUCAGAGACGACAGAACACAGUAGAACACUGUGAACAAACACUACAUGAUGAACUUGCUGCUGUAAACGUGCACUGCCGUUGUACUGACUGUUAAACACUGAACUUUUAUGUUGCAUGAUGCCACGCAAGAAUUUGUGUGUAUGUGUAACAUGCAGCUUGGAGAGGAGGGGUCUACAUUAUGAGUGGUCUACUACUGAACAAAAACUUUAUUGAAAUGUAUGUAAAUAUACAGGUGUAUGAUGUUUUUUUAAUAUAAAGCAAGGCUGAGCCUUUAAUGUUAAUAACUUGUUGUUUGGGGUCUUUUAGUGGCAUAAGGCACAUAAAUAAAGUUGAAUUUUGA
Molecule: messenger RNA, 2987 nt
Organism: Amphiprion ocellaris (clown anemonefish)
Lineage: Eukaryota; Metazoa; Chordata; Actinopteri; Pomacentridae
Gene: itgb6
Product: integrin, beta 6
Exons: 16
Coding region: 182-2530 (782 amino acids)
Biological process (GO): cell-matrix adhesion; integrin-mediated signaling pathway; cell adhesion mediated by integrin
Cellular component (GO): integrin alphav-beta6 complex; cell surface; focal adhesion
Molecular function (GO): integrin binding
Source: RefSeq, a predicted model, not a curated record